Molecule: messenger RNA, 2055 nt
Organism: Triticum dicoccoides
Lineage: Eukaryota; Viridiplantae; Streptophyta; Magnoliopsida; Poales; Poaceae
Product: protein GRAVITROPIC IN THE LIGHT 1-like
Exons: 1
Coding region: 334-1800 (488 amino acids)
Biological process (GO): negative gravitropism; response to red or far red light
Source: RefSeq, a predicted model, not a curated record
GAGUAUCACUGUGUACAAGGGAGAUCACUAAAGUAGUGAUGUAAACGCUCUUAUAUUUGUUUACGGAGAGAAGAGAGUACUUUAUUAGCAGCUAAUAAUAAUACUAUGGAAGUGACGGUGCUCACUGUUCACUCACAGCUGACCAGAGAUUAAAACACGUACGUAAAAGUUAUCAGCGGCACGGGACCAGCUCGGCUCAGCUCACUCCCUUGUCCGCAUCUAGCCGCGCUCCACACCGCAGAGCAUCUCUCUCUUUUCCUUCCCUCCCUUGAAUCCGCCACCCACGACCACGAGCGCAGUCACAGAGUCCAACUGCAACCCAGCGAGAGGGAGAUGGCGAGCAAGGCGGUCACCAUCGGCGAUCUGAUCCACCGCGUCGCCUCCUCCUGCCUCUCCAACCGCUUCCCGGGCAACUACGCCCACCACGGCUCCGACCUCGACGACGACGACGACGACGACCCCUUCGCCGACUUCGGGGACGCCGCCACCCACGAGGAAUGCCCGCGCCCCGCGGUCCGCGCGGGCGCGGAGGAGGGCGACGACGAGGCCCGGAGGCUCAGGAUCUGGGAGGAGGGGGAGGAGCAGAAGAGGCGGACCAAGAAUGCCGCGGCCGCCGAGGAGGAGGCGGAGGGGGCCGAGCGGGCGGGCGACGCGGAGUCCCUCAUGGCGGAGGUGUUCGACGCCGUCUCCGGCGUGCGCCGCGCGUACGCGGCGCUCCAGGGCGCGCACUGCCCCUGGGACCCCGACCGGAUGCGCGCCGCCGACGCCGGCGUCGUCGCCGAGCUCCGCCACCUCGCGCGCCUCCGCGACCGCUUCCGCCGCGCCGCCGCCAGCCCGGGCGGCCGCAUCCCGCGCCCGAGCCCCUCCGCGCCGCCGCUCCGCGAGGCCGUCGCGCCCUACGAGGCCGCGCUCGACGACCUCCGCCGCCAGCUCCAGGGCAAGCAGGCCGAGGUGGACGGCCUCAAGGAGAAGCUCGCCACCGCAACAAACCGCCGCAACGCGCGCCUCCACCCCUCCAAGAAGCACCACCACACCCUCGCGGCCGCCCCCGCCGCGGAGGUCGGCGCGGCGACGGCGGAGCUGUUCGUCGCCUGCGCGGAGCAGGCCCGCGCGGCGACGCGUGCGUUCGCGGCGCACCUGCUCCACCUCCUCCGCGCGGCGGGGCUGGACCCGGCGGCGGCCACCCGGUCCGUCACCAAGAUCCCGGUCUCCUCCCCGCAGCUCGCCAAGCACGCGCUGGAGGCGCACGCGACGGCCGUCCUGCUCGGCGGCUUCGAGCACGAGUCCUUCUACCUGGACGGCUCCCUCUCCUCCCUCCUCGACCCGGCGGCGUUCCGGCGGGAGCGGUACGCGCAGUUCCGCGACAUGCGCGGCAUGGACCCCGGCGAGCUCCUGGGCGUGCUCCCGACGUGCGCCUUCGGGCGGUACGCCGCCAGCAAGUUCGCGUCCCUGCUCCCGCCGCGCGUGGAGGAGGCCGUCCUUGGUUCCGACGAGCACAAGAAGGCCGUGGGCGCGGGCGCGCACCCGCGCACGCCGUUCUACGGGGAGUUCCUGCGGGCGGCCAAGGCGGUGUGGCUGCUGCACCUGCUGGCGUUCGCGCUGGAGCCGCCGCCCAGCCACUUCGAGGCCGGGCGCGGCGCCGAGUUCCACCCGGAGUACAUGGAGAGCGUGGCCGAGCCCGCGCCGCGCGGCGCCGGCAUGGUGGUCGGGUUCGCGGUGGCGCCGGGGUUCAAGCUGUGCAACGCCGCGGUGGUGCGCGCCCGGGUGUACCUCGUGCCCCGCGGCGGCAGCCGACAGUGACGCCCACCGUGGCUGACGGGCGGGAUCACGGAUGCGAUCAGCCUGAGCCACGGGCCACCACCCUCCCCUGCUCGUUGGUGCAGCUACCGGGGCUGCACUCGACUCCCUGCCAUACUUAGUUCUCCUCUCCCCUGUACUUGGUCCUUGCUAAAUCUAAGCCAGUUGCCUCUUCUCUCAAGAAAGUUGAUGCCCCCCAAGAGGCUGUAAAACCAUACGUACGUAUUGUGAAGUGAAGUGCUCCAACGAACAGUACAA